Molecule: messenger RNA, 3291 nt
Organism: Fragaria vesca subsp. vesca
Lineage: Eukaryota; Viridiplantae; Streptophyta; Magnoliopsida; Rosales; Rosaceae
Exons: 4
Coding region: 1-3291 (1096 amino acids)
Source: RefSeq, a predicted model, not a curated record
AUGCAGCCGAAUGAAUCAGAUCACCUCCCGAUUAUUCUAGAAGUUCGGAAAAGGAAGAAGCGUCGGCGUCCAAAACGGAGACGUUUCAGAUUGGAGGAGUUCUGGUUGAGAGAGGAAGAUUGUAGACAAGUGGUGGAGUCUGGUUGGGGGAGUGGGACUGGUAGAUGUCCAUACUCCAAACUUCGUAACAAAAUCCAAAAUACUAGGGACUUGCUACUGAGUUGGAGUAAGGAAAGGUUCGGUUCGCUUAGAGAGACGAUCGCCAGGACCAGGGAGCGUCUGGGAGAGCUGUAUGAGGAGGGACAACCGUCUUUCUCUGACGAGGUCCGAGGGGAGUUGGAGAAGCAGCUUCGAGAGUUACUCCAGAAGGAGCAAGCUUUCUGGCAGCAGCGCUCUAGGGUGUUAUGGUUAGCUGAAGGGGAUCUAAAUACGAAAUAUUUCCACCAGAAGGCGAGCAAUCGGAGGAAGAAGAAUACUUUGAGGGGGCUCUAUAAUAGUGAUGGAGUGGGUCUUGAGGACUUGGAUGGGGUCCCGAGAGUUAUCACGGAGGAGGUAAACCAGUCUCUGAUGAGGGAGGUUACGGCAGAAGAAGUUUGGAGAGCCUUGAAGCAAAUACACCCGUCUAAGGCGCCUGGGCCAGACGGUUUGUCCCCUAUGUUUUAUCAGCAAUUUUGGGAUGUUGUGGGAGUGGAUGUGGUUGAGGCUGUGAAAAGUUUUUUGUAUUCAGAGGAGUUUCUGAGGGAUAUAAACUGCACAUGGGUAACUCUUAUCCCAAAAGUGAAGAAACCGGAAAAUAUGCAGCAGCUGAGACCGAUAAGUUUGUGCAAUGUGAUUUAUAAAAUUGGUUCCAAGCUCCUAGCGAACAGUCUCAAGCCUCUCUUGGAUAGCAUCAUCUCUCCAUUCCAAAGUGCCUUUGUGCCGGGUAGGUUGAUUUCGGAUAAUUCGUUACUUGCGUUCGAGAUCUCACAUUGUUUGAAGAAGAGGAGGAGGGGCAAAGUGGGGUAUGGAGCGUUGAAAUUAGAUAUGAAUAAAGCGUAUGAUAGGGUGGAAUGGAGGUUUCUUGAGGUGAUGUUGAUAAAGCUGGGCUUUUGUAUGGAAUGGACUCGAAUGAUAUUGAGGUGUGUGAGGACGGUUUCAUAUUCGUUUAUUAUCAAUGGUGAUCCGGUCGGACAGGUGGUGCCCUCUAGAGGUUUAAGACAGGGGGAUGCCAUCUCCCCUUACUUAUUUGUGAUAUAUGCAGAGUUUUUAUCUAGACAGCUUGUCAGUGCAGAGGGCGAUGAUGAGAUUCAGGGUGUGAGGGUAUGCACUGGGGCUCCAACAAUCUCACAUCUCCUUUUUGCGGACGACUCUUUCAUCUUCUUUAAAGCAGAGGAGCGGGGGUGCCGAAAAGUAGGGAGCAUUUUGAGCAGAUAUGAGACCCUUUCAAGGCAACAAGUAAGCUUAGCUAAGAGCAAGAUAGCUUUUAGUCAGAAUGUGCCAAGGUGGAAACAGGAUGAAUUAGCUGCAGUUCUUGGUGUGAAGAGGGUGGAAAAACACAAGAAGUAUCUGGGGUUGCCCACUGAGCUGAGUUAUUCUAAGGAAAAGGCCUUUAGUUUCUUGUGUGAGAGGAUCCGAAAGAGAACUCAAGGCUGGCGAGACAAAACUCUCACUAUCGCUGGCAAGGAGGUCCUCAUAAAGGCGGUUGUACAAUCUAUUCCUACUUACAUCAUGAGUUGUUUCGAACUUCCUAAACACAUGUGCUCGGCAAUGCAAAGGCUAAUGGCUCGCUUUUGGUGGGGGGAUAAGGGGGAUGAUCGUAAAAUACAUUGGGUGGCGUGGGAGAAGCUUUGCACUACGAAGGCUGAAGGAGGUUUAGGGUUUCGGGAUAUGAGGCUGUUCAAUAUGGCUCUGCUAGCGAAGCAAGGCUGGCGACUCAUUCGCCAACCUAAUUCCCUUCUAGCACAGGUCCUGAAGGCUCGCUACUUCCCUUCAGAGAGCUUCAUGGAGGCGGAGGUAGCGAAGGGCUGCUCGUUCACGUGGAGAAGUAUUCUGAAAGGCAGAGAUCUUUUGAAGAAGGGUCUUCGUUUCCAGGUUGGUAAUGGGGAGAGUAUUUCGGUUUGGGAUGAUCCUUGGAUUCCACUGCCAUAUAGUUUCAGACCGUAUUCUCCUCCAAUGGAGGGUACUGAGGAGCUUAGAGUUUGUGAUCUUAUUGACCCAGACACGGGUGACUGGAAUGUGUGGUUGUUGAAUGAGUUGUUUAUGGGAAACGAGGUGGACAUUAUAGCUCGAAUCGCCCUUAGUAAUGGUGGUGGGGAGGAUAGAAUGGUCUGGCACUUUGAUAACAAAGGAGUAUACAGUGUAAAGAGUGGAUACCAUGUAGCUCGGAUGACCAACCAGCCGGGGAAUUUCGCGUCUACUUCGGACUCGAACAACGGUACUAGGACUCUCUAUAAGAGAAUAUGGGGUGCUAAUGCUCCUCCUAAAGUUCGAAUGCAGGCGUGGCGUUUGGUCAAAGGCAUCCUGCCUACUCGUUGUGCACUAGAGAGGAGAGUUUCGCUCCCAGAUGUGAGGUGUGUUUUCUGUGGGUUUAAUGGGGAAGAUGAUAAGCAUUUAACCAAGGAGCAAGCGGCAAGUUUUUUGAUGGCUUUGUGGGUUAUUUGGGAUACCCGAAAUGAUGUUCUUUGGAAUGGGGGUUCUUAUGAUCUUGGACAUAUGCAGAGGAAGGCAGGAGAUUUGUUAAUGGAAUACCAAAAAUUCCAUGGUCGCAAGACGAAGAAGGGUAAGCGCAAGAUUAUGAAUUUUCAGGAGAGUCACAAGCGUGGUGGGAUUGGGGUUGUGGUCCGGAAUGAACUUGGAAUAUGCAUGGCAGUUUUUGCUCAGCCUUUGAACUAUGCUCACUCAGCUUUGCAGGUGGAGGCAGAGGCUCUUCUAGCCGGAAUUUUAAUAGCUAUUCACCAAGGCUGGGACAUGGUUGAGAUUGAGAGUGACUGUUCUAUGCUAGUCGAUGCUCUUCAUAGAGACGAGGAGGACCUUUCAAUGGUGGGUCGCAUUGUAGAGGAUUGUAAAAGGUACACUCGGUCUUUUAUUUCCUUUCGAUGUCGACACAUUUAUCGUGAAGCAAAUGGGGUUGCUAAUAGAUUAGCGCACCUUGCUAGUUGGAAUAGUUUAGAUGAGUUAUGGUUUGACGAGGCUCCUGUUAUUAUUCGGGAUGUUCUCUUUGAGGAUGGUUGUAAUGUUGAUAGGGGUUUAGGCAACAAGUCCCCCCCAAUGUUUGACUAUCAUAUUAAUAAUAUGGUUGAGGAACCUGUCUAG